AUGGAAGAGCAAACAAGUGGCGCAACCGCAUCAGCAAAUGAGCAAUUCGUUGUUGUGAGACUUGCCACAGAAUACCUGGAGCAAUUCAUUUCUCUUGGUUCUUGGAUUUUUGCUUGGCAGCCAAAGAAAGCAAUGAGAACAGAAUCUGCGAAGGCGUGCAUUGUUGACACCGCCAGUGGCUUAAUCAUUGCUACUGCCAAGCUUUCCGUGAUUUCACCUGUGAGCAGCUUUGUUCAACUACGCUCAUGCCGACCGUUCCAAGCUGCAGGCCACCUGCAGAAGAACACCUGGAGAAACCGUAUCACUUCAGGGAACAGCCUCUUUGAAUGGACGAUCACGGAGAUUGACAGGUUCAGUGAUUCUAUGGUGGUGGAAACAGGGGCAGGGCGAACGGCGUAUGUAAGUGCACGUGAUUUUAGGAGUGCAGCACCAUCUCUGCAAGCAUUGACGUUGAAGUCAUCCGCUGAGUAUUUUGUGGGCCGACUGUCAGUUAGAGACAGGCAGCUUUUACGAGAAAACCUACAAAGUCUACAUGGCAAGCGACUGACCUUUGGAAGCACCUGCAGUGGCACUGAUAUCAUUGUGCCGGUGAUGAAGCAAACCAUCUCAGUGCUUUGCAAGCUGUUCAAUGUGUCUAUUGAGGUGGUUCAUCUUUUCAGUGUUGAGUUCGAGAAGCAGAAGCGGGAGUUCAUCAUGGACGCACAUGGAGAUAGUGGCUUUCAUCUCUUCCAUGAUGUGGCAGUCUUUAGAGAUGGUGGUGAGUCUUUCUGCGAUGUUUGCCAACAGUCACAUGCAAUUCCAACUGCUACGGAUGUGCUUGUUUCUGGGCCUUCUUGCAAGAACAUCAGCAAAGAGAACCGUCGACGGUCUGAUUACCUGUCAUGA
Molecule: messenger RNA, 885 nt
Organism: Durusdinium trenchii
Lineage: Eukaryota; Dinophyceae; Suessiales; Symbiodiniaceae
Source: the annotation of a GenBank genome assembly